AUGCCUUAUAAGACUUCUUGGCUACUGUUAGCGUUUGGCUUAGCGACUCUAAGCAGUUGCCUACAGUUGACAUUCGCAGAUAUUCCUUCAUCUCAACUACCUUUAGAAGCACGAGAUGAUAGCGGCUCUCAAGAAGAUGAACUAAUAUCAACUAGCUACGUUUUGCCAAAUCAAAUAUUUAACGAUGGUAAACCCUAUUACGCUGGCAAAGAUCCAAUUUCUGGUCAAUUAGAUUUCAGUGCCAAGAAACAAGCAGGCAUUGAAACAGCCGUCAAUGAAGUAUACGAUCCCAAAGAAAAGAUUGUGCUUACCAGUUCCUCGCCAAACAUACAUGAUUUUCUUAAUUUACCAGUGAAGUACUCAUCAUCGAAAUUCGUUUAUCCACUGGUUUCAAGUUCAUAUGCUAAUCUAAAAUAUCAGGGUAGCAAUAAGAAUUAUAUCACCAACAAGAAACCAGUUUCUAUUGUAGCACCUGCUACACCACCGCCAAAUUAUCACAGUCAGAAUUACUUCACAGUACCCACAACUAAGCUUAUGGCAGUGCCGCCAACUACGGCGGGACCUCAAUCCAAUGACAAACCUAGCACUACUACUACUACAACAACGACAACUACUACUACAUUAUCCACCACAACAGCAACGUCUACAAAACCUACAACAUCUACCCAAACUAUACCAAUUACACAAACUACUCCAACAACUACAUCAUCCACAAAAACUACCAGCGCAGCCAAAUAUACCACAAGUACUCGUAAACCUGCAAUCAUAACAACAACUUAUGUUCCUCGCACAACAGCCAGUCCAACUCGUAAGAAAUUUGUGCCCACAAAAAAAUAUAAUCCAACAACCACUCCCGCUAGUAGCACAACAUCAAUGCGUUUUCCUAACGAACGACCAACAAACACAUCAGCAAGUAAAAUUACAACAACUGUGCACACCACAUAUCAUCCCACACCACAGUCCUCUAUUUUCCCAACUGAAUUAGUAUCUUCAACAAAAUUACCAGCAAAUACCAGCAAACCCAUUGUUUUUAAUGAAGAAGCCAAACCCACGAAAAAACCUUCCACUAGUAUUGCCGAUCUCAAUGUUGCUGAUGUCUAUCAAACCUUGGGACAUAAACACAAUGAACAAAAGCACCAAGAAAAAGACACAAUGACGCUUUCAGAUAUCUUCAACACCUUGGCUGAAGAGGAAUCGGCUUUAUCCAUCAGUAAUCAAGCCAAUCAAGGCUUUGAUGCGGAAGGCAACUUGAUGCAACCUAUUGCACCCUCGAAGCCAUCACCGUUCUCAAUGCAGAGCAUAUAUCAACAGUUACCGCCACAUACUACACGCCCUGCUUUUACCGCUGGAAGCAAGCCUCUUAACCCACACAAACAAUUAAAUGAAUCACCAUCAUCGCCACAUUUCGUACAAGAUCCUAAGCUUUCUUCGAUAAAGCCUGAUAGUUAUAACAACGAAUAUGUCUCAUAUCAAGUGCAACAGCCAAAUGUAUUACAAUAUCGUCCACUGCCAGGUGCUAUAAAUAAUGUUGUUAUCUCGCCUGGUCAAAACUCGGCGUCAUUUGUUUUGGGUAGCCAACAACAAGUGGGCACCAAUGGAGUAGGUUCAGUAGAGAAAGAGCCUCUUUUUGGCAAGGAACCCGUACAAUAUGGAACUGUCAUAAGCGAAGAUAUAAAUAGUGUACCUCGCCCCGGACAAACCUUACCACACAAGAUUAGUAACUAUGGACCGAAUUCAUACAUGCAAAAUGCUGGAGCCGGGAGCUCUGUUUUUCAGCAAAGCAAUAACUUCGCGCAUGGACCAAGCGUAAAUAAUCAAUUUCCAAACAGACAACCCCAAGACAAGCAUCCGCCUAACAAACAUUAUCAAACUGAGCCACCAGCACCACCUUCACCAUAUCAGCAAUUACCAUUGAUAGGGAAUCCAAUACGUUCACAACAUCAAGUCACUCAAAAACAACAACAAAGUCAAGCUUCAACACUUCCACAACAAGUAUCUACCGCCGAAGCUCCACAGCAAUCUCAAGAAGUGCAUUAUCAGGUAGUUGGGCCAAAGCAGCCUGUGUCACAACAAACGAAUGUCCAAACUCAAAGUAACAUUGGUGCCCCACAAGAUACCAAGGAACUGUUAGUCACAACGAAUAUACGCUUUCCCGCCAUUGAAGAUCAAUCAGAUGAAGCAUCUGCAUUACCUUCCAAUGUUCUUCCACCUCAAAGCCCUCAAGUAAAUGGGCAUGCACAACCACUCAGUUUACAACAAAUACAGCAAACCAACACUAUAGCUUUUCCCAAAACUAAGGACGAGUUGCACGAUGAAACAGCGCCUCAAGACAUAUCUGAUAUUGAAAUUCAAAAACACGAAGUGCUUACAAUGAAUCAGCAUAAAAAGAAAUUAAGUUUCCCUCAAUUGCCGGAUCACGUAGCACCUUCGACGCAUAUGGAACCACCACCACGAUUUCCUGCCACCGAAUAUGCUGAUACACCAAAGAGACCAGGUUUAAACCGACCGCUAAGUCCACCGCAAUUUGCAUAUAAUGAAUAUACACGUAAGCCCGUUCCUGGCAUUUCAAGACCCAAUCCUGAACGACAUUUACCCAAUAUUUUACCACAAUUUCGUCCAAAUGCAAAGCUCUCUGGCGGCCAUCCACCUGCCAAUUUUAAUCAGGAACCAGGUAACAUAAGAAUACAAGGACAGCCACCGAAACGUAACAGCAACGGGCCGCAAUUUGCACAUCGUCGUCAAACCUUAACACAACAGAAGUCCUAUCCCAUAAAUCGUUUAGCAGAAUACCCAGCAGGUGCCGCACCACCACCGAACGGUGAAGCAAAUAGACGAGUUUAUCGUUUACCACCUUACGGUGGUCAAAACUCGCAAAUGACAGAUCGUGUCUAUUCACGCCGUCCAAUGCCACAUGCCUUACGCCCCGCUGAUCAAUAUGGACUAGAACGACAUUCUUAUAAUCCAGACGCCUACAAAACUCUGCCUCAGCAAACACCUCUCAUGCCACUUGAACGUUUGGCUGCCUUCGAAGAGGAAGAUUUGGUUAUUAACGAUCCCCCGCAGCCCAUAACGCCAAACAAAGAUGCAAUUACUGAGGAUGACACAAAGUUGGAACCAGUCGUCACAUUGCAGAUGUUGCAGUCACAGAAAAAAACAUUUACAAAUGAAGAAGAUACCGGUGCUGGUGAAAUACAGGUGCCAGCUUUAUCCGGUGAUGAUGUUGAAGAUGUAAGCACAACCUCUCAAAAUGGUUUGUACGUGGUUUAUCCCAUGCAAGGAAACAAAGCUGAUAUUAAUGAGGCAGCAGAGAGUAAAGAACCUUUACCAGCUGUCGCGCAUAUUGAACCUUCAUCAGGCAGCGAAUACCAAAACACACCUUUCUCUGUAGUUCGUGACCAACCUCAGGAACCAAUACUGAAAAAUAAGAAACCUCAAUCACUACAACAACAAACUAAUUCGCAAAUACCUAAAGACAAAUUUCCUUACCCCAUUGAAAAGCCAGACCCAUCCUAUACUGAGCUAAAUCCGCACAAACGUAUUCCAGGUGUACUUAUAGCGCCAAGAAUUAUUAACGGUGCAUAUGGAAGUGGAACUGAAACUCCAAUUGCAAUAGCAUACUCACCCACUGAAUCAAAUCCAUUUAAACGGAUAGAGCAAAAUAGCCAAAGAUACUCUAAUGUGAACUUGGCGAGUGCAGUUAUAAGCGAAAUACGCACGGACACCCAAACUGAGCAAGCUGGUCUCAACAACGACUUCGAUGUGCGUGGACAAAAUUUUGAGAAGGACUUUAUGGCACCUUUUUAUCCAAGCGUUAGUUUGGGUUCAGCAGCGAAUCCACCUUCAAAUGGUUGGAAUAUAAUUAAAUCAACCACAGAUAAUGUACUCUACGAAAAAAAUAAAAUAAACCGCGCUGACGUGACGGAAAUGAACGACGGAGUAAAUGCAGAGAAUGAUGCUACAACUGCUAAGACGUUUGAGUUAGAUACUUUUCAACCGGAGCUACAGGGUGGUUUUAAGCCCAUCUAUCCACCGGGCUACAAAGCUGACGGCAAUGAAGAAACUGUCAUCCCACAAGAAACAAAUAAUUUACCCCUGGCAUUGGCAAGCCGUAUGGAACCGUUCCACAAAAACUACGCAACAAGCAGUACAAGCACAAGUUCGACUAGUACAUCUACGACAACAACGACAACCACAACAAGCACUCAGAAACCACAAAUCAGCGAAAAACAUUCCGCUCUCGAAAGCGCUAAUACAACUGCAACACAAAUGAUUGUCACCACUACAACGAAACCAACAGCAACCACAACAACUGUUGUGAGUUCCACUACCCAGCAACCCCCCACUACACCUACGCCAACAAUACGGAAAAAGUCGGCAUUUGAAACAAGUUUAGAAGCUUUGCUCUUCGGCGAUGAUGAGGAUUUCGAACAGGAAGAAGGCCGGAAACAGAAAAAUAUUAGGCCACAAAUAGAGCCCCGUAUGGUACCGCGCAUGGGUCCUAGAAACCUUAAAAUGAGCUAGAAAAAUCUUAGCAAGACAGGCAAUACUGAA
Molecule: messenger RNA, 4551 nt
Organism: Teleopsis dalmanni
Lineage: Eukaryota; Metazoa; Arthropoda; Insecta; Diptera; Diopsidae
Exons: 2
Coding region: 1-4521 (1506 amino acids)
Source: RefSeq, a predicted model, not a curated record